AUGCCGUCUGACAGUGAAUCGGACAACGGAAGUAUAGUCGAGGAAGAAAAGAGGAACCCGAGGACAGGUUGGAUAUAUAUCCUCAAGAAGGCGGAAUUAGUCGAGGAGUUAAAAAAAUUUGGCCUUCAGUCUUCAGGAACAGUGAGAGCUGAUCGUCGUAUGUUAAGCAGUUUCACCAGAGGAGAAUACAGACCUGCGUUAGCCACUCCGCCACCAGGACCAUCUAAGAAGAUCACUGAGGGGAAAUCACUAACCAUGGAAGAUUCCAAGUCGCUUGAAGACACAAGAUAUCCUAUACCAGUCAUAGAUGAAAUCCUUGGUAACAUUAGGGGUGGUAAUUAUUUUUGUCUGCUGGACAUCCACAAACCGCACUUACAUAUUCCUGUGGACAAAGAGAGCCAGAAGCUACCGGCAAUAUCUACUCAUCGAGGAACCUAUUUAAUGAAAAGGUUAUCUUUUGGCAUUAAACCGGCCCCAGGUGAAUUUGCCAAGUUCCACCGUAGAAGAAUGACACAUCAAGGCAUUGUUCGUAUGAAAUCACUAGCCCGAAGGUGGAAAUUGAUUGACAAGGACAUUGAAGCUGUUGCAAAAUCUUGCAGAACAUGUGCAGACGCACAAAACAACCAAAUGAAAGCUCCCGCUCACCCCUGGGAACCUCCGAAGAGCAACUGGGAGCGUAUACACAUUGAUUAUGCUGGCCCCUUCCUUGGACAUCAUUUCUUGAUUGUGGUAGACAGUAUAUCAAAAUGGCCUGAGGUGGCCAUAUGCAGGUCGGCACCUACUACAGAUUCAACAAUUGUGCAUCUCCGGGAAAUCUUCAGCCGGAAUGGACUUCCAGUAACAAUUGUAAGUGACAAUGCUUCAAUUUUCACCUCUGAUUCUUUUCAAGCAUUCUUGUUCCGAAAUGGCAUACAACACAAGACGAUUGCACCUGGCCAUCCAACUACCAACGGCCAGGCUUAA
Macrosteles quadrilineatus (aster leafhopper) is the source of this 963-nucleotide messenger RNA. RefSeq lists its product as uncharacterized. The coding region runs from base 1 to 963 and encodes 320 amino acids. Gene Ontology annotation, biological process: DNA integration. Lineage: Eukaryota; Metazoa; Arthropoda; Insecta; Hemiptera; Cicadellidae. The transcript has 3 exons. Gene Ontology annotation, molecular function: nucleic acid binding. The record is from RefSeq and is a predicted model, not a curated record.